Molecule: messenger RNA, 1512 nt
Organism: Oncorhynchus tshawytscha (Chinook salmon)
Lineage: Eukaryota; Metazoa; Chordata; Actinopteri; Salmoniformes; Salmonidae
Product: zinc finger protein 3-like
Exons: 2
Coding region: 96-1208 (370 amino acids)
Biological process (GO): regulation of transcription by RNA polymerase II
Molecular function (GO): RNA polymerase II cis-regulatory region sequence-specific DNA binding; DNA-binding transcription factor activity
Source: RefSeq, a predicted model, not a curated record
GAGACGACCAACCAAUCACUGUUGAUGAGGGGAAUGGAACCUCAACCCAGCACUCUGCAGAUACAGAGGCUGCAGGUCCUGGAGUCAAGCAGGAGAUGUCUGAAGGAGAGGAGGAUCCACGACACAGCACCAACAUCCAGACUGGAGCGCCCCAUAUAGUCACGAAGGAUCCCAACACCACCCCAGCACAGCCCAGGGACAUCAGUAGAACGCCGAACGCCAUCCUCAAGUCUGAGACAGAGACUUUAACGAGGUUGGGGAGACUGGGCCGUCCUACUCCCCGCUCAGAGUUUUUACUUUACGGUAACCUGAGCCAGAGGACAGUUCUGUCCCAUCGGGACUCAGGUGAUGCGUUACAGACUGGCAAUGAUCCAACCUGUUCAUACGCUACAGAGAUGAUACCUGGUGACGUGCCUGUGGGCUUAGAUACACCGACUAAUCCAAUAAGAGGGGACUGGAACCAGUACAGUAGUAGCGUAUACUCUGAAGGGUUCCUAGAUAAGAAAGGGGAGGGUCUGGUCGUAGAUGAGGUGACUGUGAAAGAGGAGGGAGACGCUCCUCUGACAUGGAAUGAAGACGAGACUCACUUAGGAGGACAGUCUCAGGGCAACACUAGUGACUUCUUAGACUACAGGGAAAGCUUAGAGCCAAAUCCAAAUAUCGCAGCCCACUCCCCUUUACACGCGCUCAGGGAUCGCGACCCAGUGUCCAUGUCGAUGGCACCUUCCGAUUCACACGGCCGCAUCCUUUUCGAUCAGGUAUUGAACUCAAACGACAAGACUAGAGUCCAGGCUCGGGAAGUGGGAUCAACAUCUGGCGGUAGUAAAGAGAAACGGUUCUUCUGCAUGUUCUGUAACAAAGGUUUCAACUGCCCCCAGAAGGUGGAGAUCCACCAGAGGGUCCACAUAGGAGUGAAACCUUUCAGCUGUAGCCAGUGUCAAAUGCGCUUCUCCCAGGCUUGGAACCUGAAGAUCCACCAGAGGGUCCACACAGGGGAGAAACCUUACAGCUGUAGCCAGUGUCACAUGCGCUUUGCCCAGACUUGCAACCUGAAGAGGCACCAGAGGGUCCACACAGGGGAGAAACCCUACAGCUGCCCCCAGUGUGAGAAGAGGUUCUCCCAUCAGCACCAGCUGAAGAUGCACCUGAAGGUCCACACGGGAGAGAGGGCCCAGUAUUACCCCCAGACUAGCAGUAACGAGUCUUGACCUCAAUUUAAUUCCACGUGACUAACGGUAACUAGGCUACUCCAAAACUGCGCUCUGUAAAUGAAUGGCGCUGAUGGGCGUUAGAAGCCUGCAAACUUGCUAACAGCAUCAAUUCGCUAAUAGCCUGAUACUCAGCGCUCUAGUUAACAUGAUAAAGUGUUGCAUUCUGAAAAUGCAGGUGUAUUGACCAUGGCAUUCAAUUUCAAGUUCCACAUUUUUGUUAUUUAAAUAGACUCACUGCUAAACUCAGCAAAAAAGAAACAUCCCUUUUUCAAGACCCAGUCUUUCAAAGAUAAUUCGUAAA